Gilbertella persicaria is the source of this 724-nucleotide messenger RNA. RefSeq names its product DNA replication complex GINS protein PSF2. The transcript is spliced from 5 exons. Gene Ontology annotation, biological process: DNA replication; double-strand break repair via break-induced replication. Gene Ontology annotation, cellular component: nucleus; GINS complex. Lineage: Eukaryota; Fungi; Mucoromycota; Mucoromycetes; Mucorales; Choanephoraceae. Bases 95 to 703 code for a protein of 202 amino acids. The record is from RefSeq and is a predicted model, not a curated record.
GCGUGCCCGAAUCCAAAUAGGCAACUGUCCGGAUCUGUCUUUUAGAAAAUGAAAAAGAAAUUUUUCUCUUCUUUUUUUUCUUUACUUUUUCGUUAUGGCUAUACCACGUACACACCAAGCUUCUUUUACGCCAGGAGAAAUUGAGUUUAUCGCAGGCUCUGAAUUGAUCUCGAUUAUUCCCAAGAUAAAAAUACCACGUUUACAUUUUAUUCAAGGUUCCUUUGGUCCCUUUCAACCUCCCUUGGCUGUGAAAGUACCUGUUUGGCUAGCAUUGAUUAUGAAAAAGAACAGCAAAUGUAGCAUUCUUUGUCCUGAAUGGCUUAAUAUUGAAUACUUGAAGAAGAGACAUGAGGAAGAAGAAAAAGAAGAAGAAUUCAGCAAAUUACCCUUUCAUUAUAUGGAAUUAUCACAAAUGCUACUAGAAGCUGCUGAGGAUGAUAUUCCUGAUUCUGAACAAAUCCGCAAGAUUCUUAAAGAUCUUCGAGAAACAAGACAGGCAAAAUCAAGAGCUGGUCUUAGCGUACUUGAUGAUAAAUGGCUUGGGAUGAACAACCUAUCUUUAAUGGAAAUUAAUGAAAUUAGACCUUUCUUUUCUCGCGCCUUUAAUGAGAUCAGAAAACUUAACGUUACUGACAAAAAAGAAGAAGAAUAUGGACAAGGAUCAACUGCUGACAAUACAUUUAGUCGUAGCUAUACAACAUGAUGAUCGCUUUUUUUUUUUUUU